GGUUUUUGAAAGUUUAGUUAGCAUCGUUAGUUCAACAGUUUCAAAGUUAUUACAAUUCAUUAUUAUAAUUUUUUAUAGCCAAGGAAAAGCUUGAUUUAUCUAUACAUGUUGGGUGAAUACUUUGCGUUUUAAUUUUAAUAAUAAUUUUUUUUAUUCUGAUUUGAGACGAUACGAUUUGAUAUAUUUGAAUUUGAACUGUCACAUAAAAAUGGAUACAUCUGCAAGAACAUCCUUGGCCAUCAUCAGCGUCCUCAUCUACUUAACAACCUUCAUCUUUAGAUCCAACUGCAACACCGUUGUGACAUUCAACUCGAAACUCGCUCAUCCGACCGAAUACAACACACCUCUUGAGGUUGAUACUGCCUCACACGAAUACUCGACCGACGAUUUGGAGGGCAACAAAUACUACAACGAUUCUGUCAACAACGGUGAGAAUUUCGAACGCGAAAAUGUGGAAGAAUAUGACAUGAUCAGUGCACAUGAACGCAUGAAAAGCCAUCCAUUCAACGAACUAUCAGCCUCUGGCAACACAGCCGACCUCGAGAAAUCAGCACGUCGUCAGUUAAAAAGCAAAAACAAACAAGCGGAAAGAAAAAUUUCAGAUGUUGUAAAGAUCAAACCAUUCGAUAUUUUGAAGGGUGGUCCUACAAAUCGUAACAGAAAGCAGCAGAACAAGCGCCAGCACCAGCCACAACUACCACAAAAACGUCCGCAGGCACAGAAACCGUCGAAAAAAUUCCCUCCGAAAAAUCAGAUGAAAGGAGAGAUGAACGAGAAGAUAGUGAUGGAUAAGAAGGCCUACCUGAAAGAAGAUUGGUGCAAAACAAAGAGAUACAACCUCGAGAUCAAAGAACCGGGCUGUCUGGCGAAAAACAUCAAAAAUAAUUUCUGCUACGGCCAGUGCAACUCUUUCUACAUUCCUAGAAACCCCAUCAAGACGUUCGCAUACGUCGACCAGCAAUCCAACUUUAAAACGAACAAAACGCCUGGCAAGGAAAUUAUCUACAGAGAGGAAGAGGAAGAAGAUGAAGAUGAUGGCGACACUGAGGACGAUGGCAGCAUGCAGUCGAAAGAUUACUUCAUGUCUUGCGCUUCCUGUGUAGCUCAGUCGGUCAAAUGGAAGAAGGUGGUUUUGAACUGCCCGAGAAAGAGGCCCCCCUACGUGGUCAAGAAGGUGCGGGUGGUCCAGAGGUGCAAAUGUGUGGCAGUCGUCAUUAACUGAGUUUUGUACUUUUGGGAAUAAUGUAUUAUACAAUGCAAACAUCAGCCUCAUCAUCAAAUCUCUGUAUUUUUGAAUUUCACAAUGAAUAUAAUACUCUUUAUUUACAGUGUAGUUAUUUCAAUUCUUGAUAUUUUUUUCAUUGAGAAAGAUGAGAGGAUGAUUUUUUUUUAUAAACAAAUACAAAAACUGCUUUUUGUUGAAGGAGAUUUUUUUAAACUGUACAUAUGCAUUCACUAAUCUUAAUUAUAUGUAUAGGUAAACGCUUCAGUUGAAUAAAAAAAAAUUUUUUGAAAAAUGUACAGUCAUUUUUUUAUUUUAUCUUUUAUCUGGACCUUUCUAUGUAAAUUCAUUCUAUAUUUUUCGCUUUUUUCAAAAAAAUUAAAUAAAUCUUC
Messenger RNA from Helobdella robusta, 1614 nucleotides. RefSeq lists its product as hypothetical. The transcript has a single exon. Bases 209 to 1222 code for a protein of 337 amino acids. Gene Ontology annotation, biological process: animal organ morphogenesis. NCBI's taxonomy places the organism in Eukaryota, Metazoa, Annelida, Clitellata, Rhynchobdellida, Glossiphoniidae. Gene Ontology annotation, molecular function: receptor ligand activity; BMP binding. The record is from RefSeq and is a predicted model, not a curated record.